UUAGGUGGGUAGUUAGGUACAGCAUGACAUUGGCUGACUGAUCAGUUAGUUACCUCGUUUCAUUGGCUCGCCUUUCUCAGUUAUGUCUGUGUCUCACUGUCAGUGUACACAAACAGCGCAUGCGUCUUGACUCAAUCUUCAGCCCUUGGAACUCGGGCUCAGUUCAAUAAGAGAGACCAUGUCCGCCAUCAACCUUAUGAACUAUCCUUUCAUUUAAACCAACUUCUUCAUGAAACUGCAGUAACACACGGCCUCAAGCAUGGCCACUUCGGGUGCAGUUCAGGUGAAAUUGGAGCUCGGUCACCGUGCCCAGGUCAGGAAGAAACCUACAGUGGAAGGUUUUACUCACGACUGGAUGGUGUUUGUUAGAGGACCGGAGCACAGCAACAUUCAGCACUUUGUGGAAAAAGUAGUUUUUCACCUGCACGAAAGCUUCCCGAGACCAAAAAGAGUUUGUAAGGAUCCACCUUACAAAGUGGAGGAGUCGGGGUACGCAGGAUUUAUCUUGCCAAUUGAAGUGUACUUCAAAAAUAAGGAAGAACCUAAGAAAGUGCGCUUUGACUAUGACUUAUUCCUGCACGUCGAAGGCCAUCCACCUGUAAACCACCUCCGCUGUGAAAAGCUCACUUUCAACAACCCCACAGAAGAAUUCCGGAAAAAACUGCUGAAAGCGGGAGGGCAAAGAGAUCCUCACAAAAGGUUUGCAGAAGAUCCAAAAGUCAUGGUCAUGCAGGAAGGAUCCACGUCACUCUUUGGACAAAGCCUGCAGCUCCCUAUACUUCCCAGUAAUGCUGUGUCUUUUUCAGACACAAAGAAGAGCAAGUCCUCACAUGGAUCAAAGGACCUGGCCAAGUGCAGUACCCUAACCACCACCACUACCAACAGCAGCAGCUCAUCAAAGCUCCAAAAGUCCAUGAAAGAGCACAAGGACAAACCUUCAAAAGACUCAAAAGAGCAUAAAAGUGCCUUUAAAGAACCUUCCAGGGAACUCGGUAAACUUUCCAAAGAUUCCAAGAAACCCAAAGAAAACAGACCACUUGGAGACGACAAACCCAUUCCGAAGAUGGCGUUUAAAGAACCCAAGCCCAUGUCCAAGCAAUUCAAGUCGGACACGAGUAGUGUCCACGCCGGCAGGGCGGGGGGUCUGCAGCAUGCCAUUAAGGCCCCCAACAAAAGGCUGCCCAGUGGCGACUCUGAUGAACUUGUAACUAAAAAGAGGAAGAAGAGUAGCUCGGAGCCCAUGAAACCUUUGUCCAGCUCAUCUCCACCCCACCUUUCCUCAGACAAAAAACAGAUGAAGGACAAACCCCAGAUCCGACCGGCAAAACUUAAAAUAGACAGUGAGACCCCAGAGAAAAAGAAACCCCCUUUGCCUCCUUUUGAAGAUAUUGUGGACCCAAAUGAAUCAGACAUGGAGGACAAUAUGUCUACCAAAUCAGAGUCAGGGCAGCCCAGUCCAGCAAGUUCCAGUGCCAGUUCCAGCUCUAGCUCUGGUUCCAGUUUUACUCCACCUCAGAACAGACAAGUGUCUGACUUCAUCUGCAGGAAGGCUGGAGCUGUGCCUGUAGCAGCUCAUACAGUUUUAGGCCCUUUAAGGUCAAUAAUGCAGGACCUGCAUUCUGAUGACAAUGAAGAGGAUUCGGAGGAGGAGGAGGAGGAGGAGGAGGAGGAUGACAAUGACAACGAUUCAGACGUAGAGCGGCCUGUACACAUGCACAUGACACACAGAAAUCGCAGGGUGAGCUUAAGUGAUGGCAGUGAUAGUGACAAUAGUGCUGCUUCUUCACCACCAGCACACCGUGAACCACCACCCUUACUAAAAACUAGCAAGAACCAGAUUAUAGAAGUGAAAAGUCCAAUAAAACAAACAAAACCUGAAAAAACAAUAAAGAAUAUGGAUUGUGAUACGGACAUUUCGGGUUAUUACCAGAGGAUUGGCAACUCCAUAUGCACAGCAGUAGACAGGACCAAACAAAAGCAGGCUUAUCUCGAUGAGUUGGUGGAACUUCAUAAAAGGUUAAUGACCCUGAGAGAGAGACACAUACUACAACAAAUUGUUAACCUCAUAGAAGAAACAGGACACUUUCACAUUACCAACACCACCUUUGACUUUGACCUUUGCUCACUGGACAAAACCACAGUACGAAAAUUACAGAGUUACCUUGAGACUUCUGGAACUUCCUGAGAAUACAGCGGCUGCCUGCAUCAUAGAAAUGAGAAACACACACACACACACACACACACACACACACACA
Molecule: messenger RNA, 2255 nt
Organism: Acipenser ruthenus (sterlet)
Lineage: Eukaryota; Metazoa; Chordata; Actinopteri; Acipenseriformes; Acipenseridae
Gene: mllt3
Product: MLLT3 super elongation complex subunit
Exons: 15
Coding region: 260-2185 (641 amino acids)
Biological process (GO): regulation of DNA-templated transcription
Cellular component (GO): super elongation complex
Source: RefSeq, a predicted model, not a curated record